Molecule: messenger RNA, 2205 nt
Organism: Micromonas commoda
Lineage: Eukaryota; Viridiplantae; Chlorophyta; Mamiellophyceae; Mamiellales; Mamiellaceae
Source: the annotation of a RefSeq genome assembly
AUGGCAACUAAAUUCCCUAAAUUUAGUCAAGGAUUAGCACAAGAUCCAACAACUCGUCGUCUUUGGUUCGGAAUUGCAACUGCACACGAUUUCGAGACGCACGAUGGUAUGACAGAAGAGAAGCUUUACCAAAAGAUCUUCGCUUCACACUUUGGACAACUUGCAAUUAUUUUCUUAUGGACAUCAGGUAACCUUUUCCACGUAGCGUGGCAAGGUAACUUUGAAAAGUGGGGUGAAGAUCCACUUCACGUACGUCCAAUCGCACACACAAUCUGGGAUCCACACUUUGGACAACCAGCUGUUGAAGCAUUUACACGUGGAGGAGCUAGUGCUCCUGUAAACAUUGCCUACUCUGGUGUAUACCAGUGGUGGUACACAAUUGGAAUGCGUACAAAUGGAGAUCUUUAUAAUGCAUCUCUUUUCCUUCUCUUUGUAGCAGGACUUUUCCUCUUUGCAGGAUGGUUACACCUUCAACCAACAUUUGCUCCAGCACUUUCAUGGUUUAAGAACGCAGAAUCGCGUCUUAACCACCACCUUUCUGGACUUUUUGGUGUAAGUUCUCUUGCAUGGACAGGACACCUUGUACACGUAGCAAUUCCAGAAUCACGUGGACAACACGUUCGUUGGGAUAACUUCCUUACAACAUUACCACACCCUGCUGGACUUGCUCCAUUCUUCUCAGGGCAAUGGGCUGUAUAUGCACAAAACCCAGAUACAGCAAACCACAUCUUUGGAACACCUGAAGGAGCUGGAACAGCAAUCCUUACUUUCUUAGGUGGAUUCCACCCACAGACUGAAAGUCUUUGGUUAACAGAUAUGGCACACCACCACCUUGCAAUUGCGGUAGUAUUUAUCCUUGCAGGGCACCAAUACCGUACAAACUUCGGAAUUGGACACAGUAUGCGUGAAAUUCUUGAAGCGCACACACCUCCUGCUGGAGGACUUGGAGCUGGACACAAAGGUCUUUUUGACACUGUAAACAACUCUCUUCACUUCCAGCUUGGACUUGCACUUGCAUCUGUUGGAGUAAUUACAUCUCUUGUAGCACAGCACACAUACUCACUUCCUGCGUAUGCUUUCCUUGCACAAGACUUUACUACACAAGCUGCACUUUAUGCACACCACCAGUAUAUUGCUGGAUUUAUUAUGUGUGGAGCAUUUGCUCACGGAGCAAUCUUCUUUAUCCGUGACUAUGAUCCAGAGCAAAAUGAAGGAAACGUGCUUGCACGUAUGCUUGAGCAUAAAGAAGCAAUUAUUUCACACCUUAGCUGGGUAUCACUUUUCCUUGGAUUCCACACUCUUGGUCUUUACGUACACAACGACGUAAUGCAAGCAUUUGGAACACCAGAAAAGCAAAUCCUUAUUGAACCUGUAUUUGCACAAUACAUUCAAGCUGCACAAGGUAAAUCAAUCUAUGGAUUUGAUGUACUUCUUGCAUCACAAGGAAACCCUGCUAAUUUAGCAAGUCAAUCAAUUUGGCUUCCAGGAUGGCUUGAAGCAAUCAACAGUUCAAGUAACUCUCUUUUCCUUCCAAUUGGACCAGGAGAUUUCCUUGUACACCACGCGAUUGCACUUGGACUUCACACAACAACGCUUAUUCUUGUAAAAGGAGCUCUUGAUGCUCGUGGAUCUAAGCUUAUGCCAGAUAAGAAGGAUUUUGGAUACAGCUUCCCUUGUGACGGACCAGGACGUGGAGGAACAUGUGACAUCUCAGCUUGGGAUGCUUUCUACCUCGCAGUAUUCUGGGAACUUAACACAGUUUCAUGGACAGUAUUCUACUUCCACUGGAAGCACCUUGCUCUUUGGCAAGGAAACUCAGCUCAAUUUAACGAAUCAUCUACAUAUAUUAUGGGAUGGCUUCGUGAUUACCUUUGGCUUAACUCAUCUCAACUUAUUAACGGAUACAACCCGUUUGGAAUGAACAGUCUUUCGGUAUGGGCUUGGAUGUUCCUUUUUGGACACCUUAUUUAUGCAACAGGAUUCAUGUUCCUUAUUUCGUGGCGUGGAUACUGGCAAGAACUUAUUGAAACACUUGUAUGGGCACACGAGCGUACUCCGCUUGCAAACUUCGUUAAGUGGAACGAUAAGCCAGUAGCUCUUUCAAUUGUACAAGCACGUCUUGUAGGACUUACACACUUCUCUGUAGGAUUUGUGCUUACAUACGCAGCCUUUGUAAUUGCAUCAACUUCUGGUAAGUUCGGAUAA